AUGCUCAUGAGUGUGCUGGCAACCUGCUGGUCCAUGGUGGCUGUGUGCAAGGACCGCCAGCUCAGGAAAAUAAAGACCAACUACUUCAUCGUGUCGCUGGCCUUUGCGGACCUGCUGGUGUCGGUUCUGGUGAUGCCGUUUGGGGCCAUCGAGCAUCAGUCGGACUGGCUCUUCGGCGAGACCUUCUGCCUGGUGCGGACCUCGCUGGACGUCCUGUUGACCACAGCCUCCAUCCUACACCUCUGCUGCAUCUCCCUGGACAGGUACUAUGCUAUCUGCUGCCAGCCACUGGUCUACAGGAACAAGAUGACACCUUUACGUGUUACGCUCAUGAUCGGGGGCUGCUGGGUAAUCCCCACCGUCAUCUCCUUCCUACCCAUAAUGCAAGGCUGGAACAGCAUUGGAAUUCAUCACGAGAUUGAGAUGCGGAGAAACAUUGGGAACAACGGCACGGUGUGCGUCUUCAUGGUCAACAAGCCGUACGCACUCACCUGCUCAGUGGUGGCCUUCUACAUCCCGCUGGGCCUGAUGGUGCUGGCCUACCAGCGCAUCUACGUGACGGCGCGCGAGCACGCGCGGCAGAUCGGCGCCCUCCAGAGGGCCGGAGGCGCCGCCUCGUCCUCCGCCAGCGACAGCGCCGCCCACCAGCGCAACCACCGCAUGCGCACGGAAACCAAGGCGGCCAAGACUCUGUGCAUUAUCAUGGGCUGUUUCUGCCUGUGCUGGGCCCCCUUCUUCAUCACUAACGUGGUGGACCCCUUCAUCGACUACACGGUGCCCGAGAAGCUGUGGGCCGCCUGCCUCUGGCUGGGCUACAUCAACUCCAUGCUCAACCCCAUCCUCUACGCCUUCCUCAACAAGUCCUUCCGCCGUGCCUUCCUCAUCAUCCUCUGCUGCGGACGGAGGCGCUACCGGAGAGCCUCGAUACUGGGGCCCCGCGCGCCGUGCACCGCCACGCAGAUCAACGGAUCCACGCACGUGCUCAAUGGUUGCUCCUCUGUCUCCAAAUUCCUCCUCUGGUUCUGCAACACUAGGCCAGUUGCUGUCUAAGGCUCUACGUGGAACCCUCAAGU
Molecule: messenger RNA, 1073 nt
Organism: Clupea harengus (Atlantic herring)
Lineage: Eukaryota; Metazoa; Chordata; Actinopteri; Clupeiformes; Clupeidae
Gene: htr4
Product: 5-hydroxytryptamine receptor 4-like
Biological process (GO): regulation of appetite; chemical synaptic transmission; positive regulation of MAPK cascade
Cellular component (GO): plasma membrane
Molecular function (GO): G protein-coupled serotonin receptor activity
Source: RefSeq, a predicted model, not a curated record